This is a messenger RNA of Medicago truncatula (barrel medic), 2817 nucleotides long. Its product is annotated as G-type lectin S-receptor-like serine/threonine-protein kinase At1g11300. Bases 18 to 2531 code for a protein of 837 amino acids. Gene Ontology annotation, molecular function: ATP binding; protein serine/threonine kinase activity. The transcript is spliced from 8 exons. NCBI's taxonomy places the organism in Eukaryota, Viridiplantae, Streptophyta, Magnoliopsida, Fabales, Fabaceae. The record is from RefSeq and is a predicted model, not a curated record. Gene Ontology annotation, cellular component: plasma membrane. Gene Ontology annotation, biological process: recognition of pollen; protein phosphorylation.
CAUGAAAUAUAUAGUGAAUGAAUCUAAACAUGUUACAUAUUUUAUUCACUCUUUUAAUCCUUUACAUGAUCAAAAUUGGUAGUGCUUCUAUGUACACAAUUACAUCUUCUAAAUUGAUCAAAGAUUCUGAAACUAUAAGCUCAAAUGAUGAUGCAUUCAAGCUUGGAUUCUUCAGCCCAAUGAACACAACAAAUCGCUACGUAGGAAUCUGGUAUCUCAAUCAAUCCAACAUAAUAUGGGUAGCCAAUAGAGAAAAACCACUACAAGAUUCUUCUGGGGUUAUCACCAUGUCUGAUGACAACACAAACCUUGUAGUACUGAAUGGACAAAAACAUGUUAUAUGGUCCUCAAAUGUCUCCAAUUUUGCAUCAAAUUUUAAUGUCACAGCUUAUAUUCAAAAUACUGGAAACCUCGUCUUGCAGGAAGACACUACAGGCAAGAUAAUAUGGGAGAGUUUCAAACAUCCAUCUGAUGCAGUCCUCCUAAAUAUGACAAUUAGCACCAACCAAAAAACAGGGGAAAAAGUAAAACUCACUUCUUGGAAAACUCCUUCAGAUCCAGCUUAUGGAAACUUCUCUUUUAGCCUCGAGCGUCUCAACGCUCCUGAAGUGUUUGUAUGGAACCAAACAAAACCUUACUGGCGCUCAGGUCCAUGGAAUGGUCAAGUGUUUAUUGGUUUACCAAGCCGUUCAUUGUAUACUUCUGGAUAUCUAAAUGGAUUCAGCAUUGCAAGGAAAGAUAAUGGAAAUGUUGUUGAGCUUAUGUUUACACUACUAAAUAGUUCUGAUUUUGGAACCCUUGUGGUGAGUUCUGAAGGCAAGCUGGUUUACACUUCAUGGAUCAAUAGGUAUCAAGUUGGGACGAAUGUUCCUCAACAAAAUGAAUGUGACAUUUAUGGUUAUUGUGGUCCUAAUGGAAGUUGCGAUUUGAAAAAUUUGCCAAUAUGCACAUGUUUAGAAGGUUUUGAGCCAAAAAAUGUAGACGAAUGGAAUAAACAGAAUUGGAGUAGUGGGUGUGUGAGAAGGGCAUCCCUACAAUGUGAGAGGGUGAAAUAUAAUGGGAGUGCGUUAGGUGGCAAAGGAGAUGAUUUUGUGAAACUCGAGACGACAAAAGUACCAGAUUUUGUGCAACAGUCAUAUCUUUCUGUUAAUGCAUGUAGAGCUGAGUGCUUGAAUAAUUGUAAUUGCACGGCUUACGCAUUUGAUGAUGGAAUUCAGUGCUUGACUUGGAGUGGUAAUUUAAUUGACAUAGUCAGGUUUUCAAGUGCAGGCACCGAUCUUUACAUACGCCAAGCUUAUUCAGAACUUUCUAUAGAUACAAAAGGGAAGAGAAAUGUUAGAAAAAUCAUCAUAUCAACAGUGGUAGUGGGAGCAAUUAUUUUUGCUACUUGUACCUAUUUCUUAUGGUCAUGGGCUUCAAAACAUUCAGGGAGAAGGAAAGAACCAAAUUCGUUGAUAUUGAACACAAGACAAAGCUAUCCAGAAAACCAAAAUGCAAGUACGAUUAAAAAUGUGAAACAAAUCAAAAUAGAGGACCUUACAUUAUUUGAGUUCCAGAAAAUUUCAGCUGCAACAAAUAAUUUUGGUUCAGCUAAUAAGAUUGGUCAGGGUGGUUUUGGUUCAGUGUACAAGGGAAAAUUGCCCGGUGGACGAGAAAUAGCAGUGAAAAGACUUGCUAGAACUUCAAGCCAAGGGAUAGAAGAAUUUAUGAAUGAAGUGAUUGUAAUUUCAGAGCUUCAACAUCGUAAUCUUCUAAGACUUUUAGGCUGCUGCAUCGAAGAGGAAGAAAAAAUGCUGGUCUAUGAGUAUAUGCCUAAUAACAGUUUAGAUUUUUAUCUAUUUGAUCCAAUAAAAAAGAAGAUUUUAGAUUGGCAAAAACGCUUAUACAUAAUUGAAGGAAUCUCUCGCGGACUGCUUUAUCUUCAUAGAGAUUCGAGAUUAAGAAUAAUCCAUAGAGACCUAAAACCGAGUAAUAUUUUGUUGGAUGGAGAACUGAAUCCAAAAAUAUCCGACUUUGGCAUGGCUAGAAUCUUCGGAGGUAGCGAAAACGAGGGAAAUACAAGAAGGAUUGUGGGAACAUAUGGAUACAUGUCUCCGGAAUAUGCAAUGGAAGGAUUGUUUUCAGAGAAAUCAGAUGUAUUUAGUUUUGGGGUUUUGCUCUUGGAGAUAAUAAGUGGUAGGAAAAAUACAAGUUUCUAUAAUCAUCAAGCACUCACUCUCUUAGGAUAUACAUGGAAACUAUGGAAUGAAGAUGAGGUUGUAGCUUUGAUAGAUCAAGAAAUAUGUAAUGCUGAUUAUGUGGGUAACAUUUUGAGAUGCAUACACAUUGGACUUCUUUGUGUGCAAGAAAUUGCAAAGGAGAGACCUACUAUGGCCACAGUUGUUUCAAUGCUUAAUAGUGAGAUUGUUAAACUUCCUCAUCCAUCUCAACCUGCAUUCCUUCUAAGUCAGACUGAGCAUAGAGCAGACUCAGGUCAACAAAAUAACGACUCGAAUAACAGUGUCACUGUCACAAGCUUGCAAGGCAGAUAGAAUACAUAUGAUGGAAUGAAACAGAACCACCCUUAAGACCGUAAACUAGUAUACAUUUGUAUAGUAAAUAUAUUAAAUCGAACUACUCUUUUAUAUAUAACUUCAACUCAAUAUAUAAUAUCUCAUUUACAAACAGAUCUAGUUUAUAUAAGAAUUUGGAUUGACUCUAACUAGAUUUCACAAAACCAACCUUGUAAGACGAGGGACGUCGUUUACUUAUAAACGCUUUCCCCCCUAUUAUAUGUGAAACUGUCAACAAAUGUUAAUGCAUUUGACUUGAUCAUGA